AUGACUUUUGAAAGAAACUCUCCAGCAAGAUGCUACAUGACACCACCGUCUUCUUCUUCAUGGAAGUCGUCAAGACCUUUGCGUUCUCCCACUGUGCCGUUUUCAGAGAGAAAGAAAUCACCUGCUUCUGUUCAUAAAGAUGAUCUUUUUCAUGUCAUUCAUAAGGUUCCUUCUGGGGAUUCUCCUUAUGUUAAGGCCAAACAGAUUCAGUUAGUGGAAAAGGAUCCGGGUAGAGCUAUUUCCCUUUUCUGGGCUGCCAUUAAUGCCGGUGAUCGCGUUGAGAGUGCUUUGAAGGACAUGGCUUUAGUUAUGAAGCAAUUGAACCGGUCCGAUGAGGCAAUCGAAGCAAUCAAGUCUUUCCGCCAUCUCUGCCCUUCUGAUUCUCAGGAAUCUCUUGACAACAUCUUGGUUGAAUUGUAUAAGAGGUCGGGAAGGGUUGAUGAAGAGAUCGGUAUGCUUCAUCACAAGUUGAAGCAAAUUGAAGAGGGUAUGACGUUUGUGGGAAGGUUGACAAAACAAGCAAGGUCUCAAGGGAAGAAAAUUCAAAUAACCGCUGAACAAGAGAUAUCGAGGAUACUAGGGAACUUGGCUUGGGCUUAUUUGCAAAAAGGCGACUAUAAAACUGCUGAAGAACAUUAUAGAAAAGCACUGUCCUUUGAGGUUGAUAGGAACAAACAAUGCAAUUUGGCAAUAUGUUUAAUGCAAAUGAACAAGAUUACAGAAGCAAGGUUUCUACUUCAGGCAGUAACCGCGGCAACGAAAAACAGAAAAAUGGACGAUUCUUUCGUCAAGUCUUUUGAACGCGCUACAGAAAUGCUGCGAGAGAUGGAAUCCGCAUCAUUAGUAGAUCCAGUCAAAGAUAAAGGUGAUAAAUUUAUAGAAACUCAGAGAUUUUCAGGGAGGAAUAAUAUGUCAUCAUCACAAUACUCCACACCGAAUUCGGAGAACUUGAGCGGAAAAAACUCAGAUAAUAUGGUUAAAAGUAGGACAGAGAAUAACUGGUCUUUGACUUCUGAUGCCGAAGAAUCUCGUCAUUCUCAUGCAAGGAGAAGAUUAUACGAGUCUCCCGAUCCGAAGGUUCCUUACGCAAAACCAAAACGAUCAUCUUGGGGUUUCAAAUCAGAUUCUAAACCUUCACCUCUGACUUAUCCUAAUGAGAAGGUACCAAACUCAACACAGAAUCAGUUUUUUCCAGAUACCAAUGCAAGUUGGAGAACAAGGACAUUUGAAGAUGAUACUGCAAUGGUAAAAUAUGGACCUACAACAACAGUAAAGCAAGGAAACACAAUAACCGUAUACGGUUCUGGUACGAUACAUCCUAAGAACACGGAGGCAGCUAUGAAAUUCACAAAGAAUGACGAGAACAACAAAACUGAUGCAAAUCCGCAUGGCAUAGUUGUGAAUGGAGCCAAUGAGUCUGCAGCUUCUGUUGAUAGAACAGACCAACAAGAUCAAGACAAAAAACCAGUUCAGAAGAAGAGUUGGGCAGAUAUGGUAGAAGAAGAUCAACAAACUGAAGAAUACGAAUUCUUCAAUAAUGGCUAUACAAAUUUUGGUGCUGAAAUGUUCAGUAAUGAAAAUGAAGACUCAAACAUAGUCUAUCAACAUGAAAAAAAUCUUGAGUUAUUGAACUUGAAGAAUGGAUAUAAUGCUGCACCUGCGAUAGAUCGUCCUUUAUCGAGGAUUCCAACGGUUAGACGUUCGUUGUUUACGAAUCCGGGUGAAAGGGAUUUAUUCUCUGGAGAAGAUAAGCUAACAAGGAGAGUCAGGUUGCAGGUUUUUCAGGAUAUUACUUCCUCAUCCUGA
This is a messenger RNA of Vicia faba (fava bean), 1806 nucleotides long. Lineage: Eukaryota; Viridiplantae; Streptophyta; Magnoliopsida; Fabales; Fabaceae. The record is from the annotation of a GenBank genome assembly.